This is a messenger RNA of Hirsutella rhossiliensis, 744 nucleotides long. Its product is annotated as Ribonuclease H-like protein. Gene Ontology annotation, molecular function: protein dimerization activity. The record is from RefSeq and is a predicted model, not a curated record. NCBI's taxonomy places the organism in Eukaryota, Fungi, Ascomycota, Sordariomycetes, Hypocreales, Ophiocordycipitaceae. The transcript has 2 exons. Bases 1 to 744 code for a protein of 247 amino acids.
AUGCUUGCUGAAGGAAACAAGACAUCCCUCGCUGACUGGUUUUCGACUUUGGACUGUCUUCUCCGCGAGAUCAACGAGACGAAGGAUCACUACCAUGACAUUCACGAGGAAGACGACGACGACAACUUCACGUGGAGGUAUCUCCAAGGUUGUGCAGAUGCUGCGUGGUCAAAGUGCGAGGAGUAUUACAGCAACCGACAACGGAAUUGGCAACAUCGAUUUCCUGAAGAUACUGAUCUUCCGCCAGCGUAUUACGCAGCUCAAGUACUCAAUCCGUAUCGAAAGUGGGCAUGGUUCAGGCAAGAAUGGGUUCUUCAGGGCGACGAAGGAAGACAGAAGUGUCAGGAAGGACAAGGAUCCAGACCCAGCAUUCGAUCGGCAGAGGAACAUAAGCGCAUUCGCAUAGACGGCCCGGCUGCUGCCACCGAUCUGUAUGAGCAGUAUAUUUCGACCGACCGGCUGCAUGACGAGGAGGCAGGUUGCGAUGAGGCCAUCGCCUAUUGGCUAUCCCGUUAUGACUCGCAAAGAGACCUCGCCCGCUUCGCUCUGGAUCUAUUUGCGGUUUCCCCAAUGUCAGAUGAGUGCGAACGGCUGUUUAGUAGCGCAAAGCUUGGUAUAGUUGAUCGUCGAGGUAGGCUUAAGGCAGAUAUCAUAGAGGCUUGUGAGUGUCUACGUGCCUGGUAUGGGAAGCCUCGGGCUGAGGAUAGCGAAGAUAGCGGGGAUAGCGAGAAUGAAAGCGAAUAA